Messenger RNA from Apodemus sylvaticus (European woodmouse), 1562 nucleotides. It is a transcript of the gene Castor1, whose product is annotated as cytosolic arginine sensor for mTORC1 subunit 1. The transcript is spliced from 9 exons. Bases 122 to 1117 code for a protein of 331 amino acids. Gene Ontology annotation, molecular function: arginine binding. Gene Ontology annotation, biological process: negative regulation of TORC1 signaling; cellular response to L-arginine. Lineage: Eukaryota; Metazoa; Chordata; Mammalia; Rodentia; Muridae. Gene Ontology annotation, cellular component: cytosol. The record is from RefSeq and is a predicted model, not a curated record.
GAAGAGUGGAUCCCUGACUGGGCGGGCCGGUAGCGGGCGGUGCUUCUUUAAGCCGGGCGCCACCGCAUCGCCUCCUGCCUAGAUCUAGUUGGCGGCGAGGCCGGGGCUGCGGGAAUCUGCGAUGGAACUUCACAUCCUAGAGCACCGGGUGCGAGUCCUGAGCCUUGCCCGGCCGGGCCUCUGGCUCUACACCCACCCGCUCAUCAAGCUGCUCUUCCUGCCCUGUCGCAGCCGGUGCAAGUUCUUCAGCCUGACUGAGACUCCGGAAGAUUACACACUCAUGGUGGAUGAGGAGGGCUUUAAAGAGCUGCCCCCAUCCGAGUUCCUGCAGGUGGCCGAGGCCGUGUGGCUGGUGAUGAACGUAUCUCACAGUGGCUCGGUGGCGCAGGCCGCCGGAGUAACGAAGAUUGCCCGGUCUGUCAUUGCCCCACUGGCCGAACACCACGUAUCUGUUCUGAUGCUGUCCACAUACCAGACCGACUUCAUCCUGGUACGGGAGCAGGACCUGUCUGUGGUGAUCCACACACUGGCCCAGGAAUUCCAAAUCUACCGUGAAGUAGGCGGAGAGCCUGUACCUGUUACCGCGGACGAUUCCAGCAACGGCUUUCCCCACACCCAGCACGGGCCCAGUCCCACAGUGCAUCCCAUUGAGAGCCCGCAGAACCGCUUUUGCGUCCUCACCCUGGACCCUGAGACAUUGCCAGCUGUCGCCACCAUCCUCAUCGAUGUCCUCUUCUACUCCCACAGUGUCCCCAAGGAGGCAGCCUCGGAUGGUCCUGAGUCAACUUCCAUUCCGUUCUUUGCUUUCUCCCUCAUUGAGGGCUACAUCUCCAUCGUCAUGGAUGCAGAGACCCAGAAAAAGUUCCCCAGUGACCUCCUGCUGACCAGUUCUUCUGGGGAGCUCUGGAGGAUGGUGCGCAUCGGGGGACAGCCCCUGGGCUUCGAUGAAUGUGGGAUUGUGGCCCAGAUCGCGGGUCCCCUGGCGGCUGUGGACAUCUCUGCUUAUUACAUCAGCACGUUCAACUUUGACCAUGCGCUGGUUCCUGAGGAUGAGAUCAGCUGUGUCAUCGACAUUCUCCAGCGAAGGCAAGAAGGCCUGGCUCCCAAGGAUCCGUAGGGGACACCCAGCAUUCCCUUAACACCCUGGGCCUUCAGAGACUGUUCUGUCUGAGCUGUAUCCUGAAGCUUCAGAAUGAGCCCCUGAUCCUGCCGAGGGACCCUGGUUCUGCUGUCUCUAUAUAAACUGUCUGGAGCUGGACCUCGUGGGCGUGUCUGCCCACAGAAGACACCUUGGUGCUUGGGGCUUAGACCCCGGACCCAACACUUUCCAUGUGACCUCAGCAAUGCACAGUGCCUGUCUGCCUGCCUGAGGCUGGAGCCGCCUCUCCCCUGGCUGUGGCUCACGUCCCAGAGCCAGGCUCUGACCUCCAGCUAGUCUGGGUUGCCUUCUUAACCAGAUGAGUUCCCACAGUGCGCUCCCCUCUCGGGGCUCCGAAGGAAGAAUUACAUCUCAUUUUCCUUUUCAUGACUGUUGAAAUAAAUAAAAGACUCGCAGAGCUGUG